AUGAAGCUAGAAUAUCGCAUCCUAGAAGCGGACAUCAGUCAACGGUUGGAUAAGUUUUUCCAUAAAAAAGAUUCCCUGCUGGAAGUGAAUCCCGGCCGAGUCUUUAUGCCAACUAGAUUCCAGGAAAUUGGAGACGACAUUCUGAGCCUGGAAAUACGGAAGGAUGACGUUUGGUUGCUGUCCUAUCCCAGAACGGGAUCGACGUGGGCUCAGGAAAUGAUUUGGCUGCUCGGAAAUAAUCUCGAUUACGAAGGCGCGAAAAGUAUUCAACAGGUCAGGACCCCACUACUGGAGCUUUCUGCCAUUUUCUCGGAAGACCGCAGUGUCGAAGAUUUUGUAACCAAACAUGAGAAAGUCGACUCAGUGACUUGUGUUCGUAAUCUACCUAGCCCUCGUUAUGUAAAGUCUCAUCUCCCGUGGCAGCUGUUACCCAUGCAAAUGGACACUGUUCGGCCCAAAAUGAUUUAUAUUGCCAGAAAUCCAAAAGAUCUUUGCGUUUCUUAUUACUACUACUGUCAACUGAUUCACCAGACAAGUGGAAGUUUCGAAGAGUUUUGUGAAAUCUUUCUCAAUGACCAAGCCCCCAUCGGGCCGAUGUGGGCGCACAUGUUGUCUUUCUGGGAACGUCGUACUCAACCGAAUGUGUUAUUUCUCAAAUACGAAGACAUGAAACGCAAUUUGCCAACGGUAAUUCGAGAUUGUGCUCAAUUUAUGAAUAUCGGGCGGGAACUGACCGCCUCGGAGGUGCAGGACCUGUGCGAUCAUCUACAGUUCGAUCGCAUGCAGAAAAAUCCAGCUGUUAACAUGGAACCUCUGAUGCAGAACUCAAAUCUAAUCGACACGAACGGAGCGGUGAAGUUCAUCCGAAAGGGGGCGAUUGGAGAUUGGAAGAACUACAUGAACGACGAUCUGUCCAAGCGGUUUGACGCCUGGAUCGAAAAGUACUUUGACGGUACGGGGCUGGAGUUCGUGUAUGAAUAG
Molecule: messenger RNA, 981 nt
Organism: Sabethes cyaneus
Lineage: Eukaryota; Metazoa; Arthropoda; Insecta; Diptera; Culicidae
Gene: St2
Product: luciferin sulfotransferase
Exons: 2
Coding region: 1-981 (326 amino acids)
Biological process (GO): sulfation
Cellular component (GO): cytoplasm
Molecular function (GO): sulfotransferase activity
Source: RefSeq, a predicted model, not a curated record